AUGUCCGACCAAGAAAAAGAACCCACCCCCGCCGAGCUCGCCGCCCGCGAAGUCGAAGAAAAGCAACGCAAGGCCACCGAAGAAGCUGAACAGGCUGCCCUCCCCUACAAAUGGACACAGACGAUUCGCGAUGUGGACGUGACGAUCCCGGUACCCGGAACACUCAAGGGACGCGAUUUGGAUGUUUCCCUUAAGCGGGAUAGUAUUCGGGUUGCUGUUAAAGGGCAGGAGGCUAUUAUUGAGGGUUCCUUCCCACACCCCAUCAAGCUCGAUGAAUCAUCCUGGACACUGGAGACGACCAAGGCCGGAAAGGAAAUCGCGAUCCACAUGGACAAGGUCAACCAGGUGGAAUGGUGGGCGCAUGUUGUGACCACAGCGCCAAAGAUCGACGUCAGCAAGAUUACGCCGGAGAAUUCGUCACUGAGCGAUUUGGAUGGCGAGACGAGGGCCAUGGUUGAGAAGAUGAUGUAUGACCAGCGGCAGAAGGAGCAGGGAGGUCCGACCAGCGAUGAGCAGAGGAAGAUGGAUCUGCUGAAGAAGUUCCAGGCGGAGCAUCCGGAGAUGGACUUUUCGAAUGCGAAAAUGGGUUAA
Messenger RNA from Aspergillus puulaauensis, 591 nucleotides. Its product is annotated as NudC domain-containing protein. The record is from RefSeq and is a predicted model, not a curated record. The coding region runs from base 1 to 591 and encodes 196 amino acids. The transcript is spliced from 3 exons. Gene Ontology annotation, cellular component: cytoplasm. NCBI's taxonomy places the organism in Eukaryota, Fungi, Ascomycota, Eurotiomycetes, Eurotiales, Aspergillaceae. Gene Ontology annotation, biological process: protein folding.